UAUUAAAAUUUGGAUUUGUACCUAUUCACCCCCCCCCCCCCUCUAGGUCCAUCUUGAUCCUUUUCAGCGCUGUCGAUGAAGGUGGCGGCGGGGCCUUCGUUGCUCUGCCUCUUCUGCAGGGGGCUGCGUGCUCCGGGACGGCGGCCCUGUUCAGAGUGGCGUGAUCGGCCCUAGGUAGGCGAUGGCGCGGGCAUCAGCCGACGACCUCGGCCAUGUGGACGGCAAGCGAACCGAAGGACGUGAGCCUUGGUGCACCGGUAGCCUUCGUUGUUGGUGGCACCAGAUCUGACUGUCCCUGCCUCCUAUGUUGUCGGGCGAGCCCUGCCCCGGUCGGAUCCGGUCUGCUCUGUCGUGGGGCGCCGGUUCUCGCGUCGUUGGGAUGUGGGUAGUGGGGAAGUGAAGACCGCGAGAAAUCCCAGCUGACCUCGUCGGUCACGGCGGUGGUGACGCCCGAGGGCGCCGCUCCCCUCCUUGGAGGCGUCGUUCUGGUCUGUUCCUCUACCCUCCCUCCUUGCCUCCCCGGAAAAAUCUUCAACACAGUUUGGACGGCGGCGGCGCCUUCGACGUCGCGUCCUUCCUGAAGCGCCAUUUUUGGGAGCUUGGUGGGCAUGGGGAUGCUCGGCAAUGUGCUUUGUGUGCAGCGGCGGCGGUAGCUUAUCUCCCACGAUGAUGGCGACUUCCUAAGUGACCCCUCACUUUUUAAGAGCUCUGCGGGCUGCUGUGAGGUGUCCUGCAAGGACUGUGGAUUCUCCACGCACGAGGGGAUCGGGUUCCCCUCCUAUGGAGACCCUUCUCAGCGUCGCGCGAGUGCAUUAGCCCCUCUUUCGGUGACUGCACUUUGGUACUCUUCGUCCUCCGAGAGAUCUAGCUGUUGCUCGUCUUUGUCCGUUUCGGCAUCUCUUCCUUUUCCGUGACCGGGCCGUGGGAUUUGGCGAUGCUCUGCUCUUGGUGAUAUGUACGUUGCUUGUUGGGUGUGCUACGUUUCUUUCCAGCUGCAGCCUGCCGGUGACUACCUCCCAUGUUCUAUGGAGAACUUCUUCUCUUGUCAACGGUGCGACGACUUUCAAGCCAAACGAGGAGGCAAGGGCCUUCUUUGACAUUGGAGCUGGGCGGAUGUGUCGUGUCGGGGCUUUCAGUGUUUAGACGACGGCGUGCUCUACCUUGUCAUUGAACGUGUUGAUCCAGAGCUGACAUUCUCCUUCCUUGUUGUUCUGCUCGCGCUGAGGACCUCUUCAUCUCCGAGCUAUGCUUCUCCGUGUCUAUCCUUUUUAGCUUGGUGUGUCUGAGGCUUGUGAACUGCUUACCAGCGCCUUCCUUCUCAAAAAAAAACACCAACCUCACGCACCUUAACCAGCUAACCUCCCACUCGCUUAAUGCUAUCUUAGGAUUAUUUAUCAGAUUUGUAAUGAUGAUUAUACUAAAUUAUACUAUUUGGAGUGUACCUUUUAUAAAUAUUUGAAUGGUUUUAUUGAUGUUAUAUUGUCUAGGUCUGCCACUAAUCAUCUACCCGCCUGCAAACAUCUACUAGUAGGGUAAGAUAUUUUAAGAACUGGGCUCAGUGUAGUGCAUAUUGCGGGUGUGGUAUUGGAUGAUUUACAGAAAUUAUCCCCUCAACAUUGCUUUAAUUUGGAUCUAACAGAUUUCUGGUUUGCCGCCCGGUCUAAAAAUCUACUGUACGUCCCAGUAUAGAUACAAAGAGAGGAGAAUCGAUCACGUUACCAGGGACUGCAAGAACGUAUUCACAAUACUCAGAGAAUGAUAUCGGAGCAGCUCUAAUACCACCGUUGGGAUGGGGAUAUAAUAUUGGCCACCAUAGAAGAUUGUCAAGUUCAAACAGCUACUGGAGUAGAUGCAAAGCUGCACUGGUCUGCGCCACACUGCUUCGUUGACUUGAUCAAGUGCAGCAGCAUACUCCGUACUGUAUUUGUUAACUCUCACGUCCUGACGUAAGCUGUGACGCCGUUCCUGAGUGAGACCAGUUUUGAGCAAUUUCCUUCAACAUUCCCUUCAGACAGAGUCAUAGGCAGCGCACGCGCGGCGCAUUCAGUUCUGAGCCUAUAAAAUCCAGUGCAGCCCCUCCUGGAUCGAUCACAGAGUCGGAGAACGAGCUCGGCCAUCUCCAUAGCCAGCCAGCCAGUCGGCAAGCAGAUAGCGCAAUGCCGCCGCCGUCGCCCGUGCGCGUGGUGUCGUCGCGCACGGUGAAGCCGCCGGCUCGGCCGCGCGAGCGCAUCCCGUUCGCCUCGUGGGACGUCUCCAUGAUAAACGCCAACUACAUCCAGAAGGGCCUCCUGUUCCCCGCUCCCCCGCCGCCCUUCUCCACCGGCGCCGCCGUCACCAGCCACCUCGCGGACGCCCUCGCCCAAGCGCUCGGCGGCGGCUACCACCCCGUCGCCGGCCGCUUCGUCACCGACCGCCACCGCGAUCACAGCGGGGCCGUUGUCGGGUGCUCGGUUUCUAUUGACUGCGACGGCCAGGGCGUCGAGGUCGUCCACGCCGUCGCCGACGGCGUCGCGUGGGCAGACGUUGUCCCUCCGGACGCCGACGUUCCGAGUGUCGUCGAGGACUUUUUCCCGCUCAACGACGCGAUCAACUACGACGGCCACGAGCUUCCCCUCUUCGCCGCCCAGGUCACCGAGCUCGCGGACGGCAGCGUCUUCGUCGGCUUCGUCUGCAACCACGCGCUGGCCGACGGCACGGCCUUCUGGAUCUUCCUCAAGGCGCUGGCCGAGAUCUCGCGCGCCAGGCUCGCGCCUCCGGGGGCGCCGCACUCGCUGACGUCGUCGCCCCGGCCCUUGUUCGAGCGCUGGUCGCCCGACGGAGGCACUGCGGCGCCGGUCGUGCUGCCGUGCAAGGACCUGUCGGAGCUCAUCGAGAGGCCGGCGCGGGUGCCGCUCCGCGGGCGCGUGCUGCACUUCUCGGCGGAGUCGAUGGCGGCGCUCAAGGAACAGGCCCGAGAAGAGCUCCUAGCGGCCGGGGACGCAGCGGGCGCGGCCGCCCUGACGCGGUACCAGGCUCUGACCUCGCUGAUCUGGCGGUGCAUCACCCGCGCCCGGCGGCUGGCCCCGGACGACGAGACGGCGUUCCGCGGGGCGGCCAGCAACCGCGGGCGGCUGCGGCCGGCGCUGCCGGCGGAGUACUUCGGCAACAGCCUCUACGCCGUCAGCACGGAGCCCGUGCGCGUGUCGGAGCUGCUGGCGCACGGCGGGCACGGGCGGGCGGCGGCGGCCGUGGGCCGCGCGGUGGCGGCGAACACGGACGCGUCCAUCCGGGCGCGCGUGGCCGCGUGGACGGCGCACCCCGUGGUGACCGUGCGGCUGACGAUGAUGGGGGGCUCGCCGUGGUUCGACGCGUACGGGUGCGACUUCGGGUGGGGGAAGCCGGCGGCGGUGCGGAGCGGGAGGGCGAACAAGAAUGACGGGAGGACGGUGCUGUACCCCGGGUGGGAGGGCGGAGGCAGCGUGGACGCCGAGGUGUCGCUGUCCCCCGGGCACAUGGCGGCGCUCGAGCUGGACGGCGAGCUCCGGGCCGCCGUGUCGUCGUCACGUGCCACUUUUGUUUCCUUGUAAACAUAGUUAGCAUGCACGACUAACCGAAUAAUUUAUAAAUUGCUUUUUAUAUUAAAA
Hordeum vulgare subsp. vulgare (domesticated barley) is the source of this 3623-nucleotide messenger RNA. RefSeq lists its product as uncharacterized. Bases 2157 to 3566 code for a protein of 469 amino acids. The record is from RefSeq and is a predicted model, not a curated record. NCBI's taxonomy places the organism in Eukaryota, Viridiplantae, Streptophyta, Magnoliopsida, Poales, Poaceae. The transcript has a single exon.